Messenger RNA from Protopolystoma xenopodis, 540 nucleotides. The record is from the annotation of a GenBank genome assembly. NCBI's taxonomy places the organism in Eukaryota, Metazoa, Platyhelminthes, Monogenea, Polystomatidea, Polystomatidae.
CGACUCUCCGAUUUAACAGUUUCAGCCCCAGCUGGAUUGGGAGUUGAGACGCUGGGUGCCUUCCUGGAGGUCUACUUAUUCCUGUUGUGCGCACAGAUUGAGUGUACUCUGGCCAAUCGACGGCAUCGUUGUAUACCUCUGCUUGCCUGGGCUGUCGACUCUAGCUCUAAAAAUCUACAUGUGAAAGGUGGCGUUCAGAGUCAUUCUCAGACUGAGCCAUUCGCAAAAUCUCUGAUACAUCAGCAACAAAAACAACAGUUAUGUAGCAACAACUGCAUAGAUUUACCUGACCGGUCGAGAGAAAGCAUCUUUAAUAGUUCAGUAGCCCUAGAAAGAGGAAAUGAGCUCAGACGCAGGUAUCAUGUGGGUAAAAAUUUGGAAGAAGAUGGAGAUGAGACAGCAGAUGAGGUGGAGAACGGCGGACCUAACGAUAAUUUUUGCUUUCUGAAUAGGAGAAGCUCAACUCCGACCCUCAGAAAGUCAGAUAUGACCCUGGUGAAUAGAGGGGAAGAACGGGUACAUAUUAUAUUAUUUUUAUGA